Molecule: messenger RNA, 1673 nt
Organism: Prunus dulcis (almond)
Lineage: Eukaryota; Viridiplantae; Streptophyta; Magnoliopsida; Rosales; Rosaceae
Product: probable membrane-associated kinase regulator 4
Exons: 1
Coding region: 278-1414 (378 amino acids)
Cellular component (GO): plasma membrane
Molecular function (GO): kinase inhibitor activity
Source: RefSeq, a predicted model, not a curated record
GCUACAAAUUAAUGUUCUUAGCCCAAAAGGAAAAAGUUAUGGUUAUUUUCUUUCUGCAUUUUAGUUCUUGGAAGCAUUCAAGAUAUUGAAAGAGAAAAAUUAUUAUACUAUUAUUUAUUAUUCUAACUUGGCAAUACCUUUACUUUAAAGGGUGCUCUGCCCCUUCCUUCACCAAGCUCUCCUUCCCAUAAGCAUCUUCACACACAAACACACACUCACUCAUAUACACAGAGAGAGAGAGAGAGAGAGAGAGAGAGAGUGAGCAGGGUUACAUGAGAUGGCCAGAAGCCAAGCCUCAGGUGAAAAUACAGAUGAAGACUACAUAGACAUGGAAGUAAGCUCCUCCUCUAACUUCUUCUGUUAUUCCAUUGGCUCUCCACCACAAACCAGAGAGUUUGAGUUUCAAAUGUCCUCAGUUUCUCAAGAUAAAGAAACUACAACAUCCCCAGCUGAUGAGCUCUUCUACAAAGGUAAGCUCCUUCCUCUUCAUCUCCCACCUCGCUUACAGAUGGUCCAAAAGAUCCUUCAGAGCUCAAACACCUCACUUGGGAACAAAACCCAAGAAGCCAUUGAAGACAGCUUCAGCAUUCCCUUCAUCAAUAGCUCUACAAUCACAGCUUCCACCAAUACAAGCACCCCAUUGGAUAGGUCCUGCAAUAUCUCACCGUCAGAGUCUUGCAGGGUCAGCAGUGAGCUAACCUCAGAUGAGUACAUCUCUGAAUGGACAGCUGAAAUGUGUAUUAAUUUCAUUGGUGGUCAUGAUCAUCCAAAGAAAUCUUGGUCCACAAAGCUCAAGCAGAUCAAGCAGUCUUCUUUGGGUCAAAAGCUCAAGGCUUCAAGGGCAUAUGUUAAAUCUUUGUUCAGUAAGCCCACUUGUGCAGAUGACUACUCUUGUGCAAAGCCAGCAAGAAAUGCAGAAGCAGAAAAUGGUUCCAAAGUCAAGGACUUUUGCUCAAAUAAGUACAUGAAGGUGGCCAAGAAAAACCCUUUUGGGAAAAUUGACAAUGGCAGAUAUCAAAUAUCAUCAACUACUCUCAUGAAAAGCAUUGAGAAAGAAAUGGCCGAGGAAAAUGCCAAUACCCACAGAAAGUCAUUCUCUGGGGCCAUUCAAUAUCCAUCUGCACCAAAAUCCUUGUGUUCAUCCACAACUUCCUCUGUUUCUUCAUCUUCAUCUUCUUCUUUCUCAUUCAGCUCAAGUGGGUUCUCUGAUAUGCAGUUGCUGAAGAGAAGUACCAGUGCAAAUUCAGAGCUUGAGAGCUCAAUAGAGGGAGCAAUUGCUCAUUGCAAACAGUCCCAGCAGCUGUUUAGCUCAAGAAAGAGUGCAAAUGAAGGUCAUGGGUUCUGUUCACUGUCUGCUUCAAGGAUGCAGUUUGUGGGGGUCAAGAGAUCUCACCAGGCCACAUCGAAUGAAUGAUAUGAGAGACACACACAUGAAUAUGAUUACAUUAUAUGAUUGAGAAUUUCAAAUGUUUCCCACUACCAAGUUUUCCUGUUAAUCUCUUUUGAAUUUGGGCUUCAUUUUAAUUUAAUAUGCAGUGUGAUUGAUGUACAGGCAUUUGCACGUUUUUCCAGCACUGUUUGAUCAGAGUCAUCAGACUUUCUUGGCCUGCAUUCAUUUAGAGGAUUUUACUGUUCAAAUAAAAAAAAGUUUAAAACCACUUUCACUGGUUCAA